This is a messenger RNA of Diabrotica virgifera virgifera (western corn rootworm), 1722 nucleotides long. Its product is annotated as cytochrome c oxidase subunit 1-like. NCBI's taxonomy places the organism in Eukaryota, Metazoa, Arthropoda, Insecta, Coleoptera, Chrysomelidae. Gene Ontology annotation, biological process: electron transport coupled proton transport; mitochondrial electron transport, cytochrome c to oxygen. The record is from RefSeq and is a predicted model, not a curated record. Gene Ontology annotation, cellular component: membrane. Gene Ontology annotation, molecular function: heme binding; cytochrome-c oxidase activity.
AUGCAGAACACCGGAGACGUGCCAGCAACCCCAAAUCAAAGUGCAGGUGCAGUAGCUGAGACGGUCCAUCAUACAGUACAGACCGUAUUUUCAAUAGAAUCGUAUGAUGUAUCAAAAAAAUUCGAUAGAUGGUUAAUGAGGUUAGAAAGUGCAUUCAAAGUAUUUGGUAUUCCACAAGGAAUAGUAGGAACUUCCCUAAGAAUCCUAGUACGAGCAGAAUUAGGUAGCCCUGGAUCCCUAAUUGGAAGUGACCAAAUUUAUAAUGUUAUUGUUACAGCCCAUGCAUUUAUUAAUUUUUUUAUAGUUAUACCUAUUAUAAUUGGAGGUUUUGGAAAUUGACUUGUUCCAUUAAUAAUUGGUGCCCCUGACAUAGCAUUUCCUCGAAUAAAUAAUAUAAGAUUUUGAUUACUUCCCCCCUCUCUUUUAUUAUUGUUAUUAAGAAGAAUGGUAGAAAGAGUGGUAGGUACAGGAUGAACAGUUUACCCCCCCCCCCUAUCAUCUAAUAUUGCUCACGGAGGAUCAUCAGUAGAUUUAGCUAUUUUUAGGCUUCACUUAGCUGGUAUUUCUUCAGUUUUAGGUGCUAUUAAUUUUAUUACAACAGUAAUUAAUAUACGACCUAUAGGAAUAACUUUUUAUCGAAUACCCUUAUUUGUUUGAGCCGUAGUAAUUACAGCAAUUCUUUUACUUUUAUCAUUACCGGUUCUAGCAGGGGCAAUUACAAUAUUAUUAACAGAUCGAAAUUUAAAUACAUCCUUUUUUGAUCCAGCUGGAGGGGGAGACCCAAUUCUUUACCAGCAUUUAUUUUGAUUUUUUGGUCACCCUGAAGUUUAUAUUUUAAUUAUACCAGGAUUUGGAUUAAUUUCUCAUAUUGUUAGACAGGAAAGAAGGAAAAAAGAAGCCUUUGGAACUUUAGGAAUAAUUUAUGAUAUAAUAGCGAUUGGAUUAUUAGGAUUUAUUGUGUGAGCUCAUCAUAUAUUUACAGUUGGUAUAGAUGUUGAUACACGAGCUUAUUUCACUUCAGCAACUAUAAUUAUUGCUGUACCAACUGGUAUUAAAGUAUUUAGAUGAUUAGCUACUUAUCACGGAACUCCUAUUACAUAUAGACCUGUAACUCUUUGAGCUUUAGGUUUCAUUUUUUUAUUUACAGUGGGGGGAUUAACAGGUAUUGUUCUAGCAAAUUCUUCUAUUGAUAUUGUACUACACGAUACUUAUUAUGUUGUUGCUCAUUUCCAUUAUGUUUUAUCUAUAGGAGGUUUUGCUAUCAUAGCGGGAUUUAUUCAAUGAUUCCCAUUAUUUACAGGUUUAACUUUAAAUAAUUUUUAUUUAAAAAUUCAAUUUUUUAUUAUAUUUAUUGGAGUAAAUUUAACUUUUUCCCCCCAACAUUUCUUAGGAUUAAUAGGAAUACCCCGACGAUAUUCAGACUAUCCAGAUGUAUUUAUAUUAUGAAAUAUUGUAUCCUCUAUUGGAUCAUUAAUUUCUUUAAUUGGAGUAUUGUUUUUAAUUUUUAUUAUUUGAGAAGCUUUCUCCUUACAGCGAAAAAGAUUAAGACCUUUAAGAUUAACUUCUUCAAUUGAAUGAUUACAAUUUAAUCCUCCUGCCGAACACAGAUAUUCUGAAUUACCAAUAUUAUCUUCAAAUUUCUAAUAUGGCAGAUUAGUGCAAUGGACUUAAACCCCAAAUAUAAAGUUUAAACUUUUUUUAGAAAUUUCAACUUGAAAAAAU